Messenger RNA from Panicum hallii, 2822 nucleotides. Its product is annotated as cryptochrome-1-like. Bases 354 to 2450 code for a protein of 698 amino acids. Gene Ontology annotation, molecular function: FAD binding; blue light photoreceptor activity; DNA binding. Gene Ontology annotation, biological process: circadian regulation of gene expression; blue light signaling pathway; entrainment of circadian clock by photoperiod. Lineage: Eukaryota; Viridiplantae; Streptophyta; Magnoliopsida; Poales; Poaceae. The record is from RefSeq and is a predicted model, not a curated record. The transcript is spliced from 5 exons. Gene Ontology annotation, cellular component: nucleus; cytoplasm.
AGAGAAAAGUUAGAUCAAAUCCAGCCAACCAAUCCCGAUAUCCACAGCCUCUUUCUCCAUUGGACCAGAACUGUCCCAACCAAAACCAGAAGCACCAACUGCAAGAGCACCAACACCGAACAAAAACAUAAUCAAAUUGCGAGCCCAGAAAUACAAGGAAAAAUAUUACUCCUGCAACUCGUGCGGUGCACUCCUCCACUGUUCUUGGGAAUCUUGGGAGGAAGAAAGUAGAGAGUCUCCGAGCUCCCUGCCAGUUCGUGGCGCGAGUGGCUUCAUGGUUUCUUGACGUCCUCUCCUCUUGAUCCAAGAACUCGGGGGGUUUCUUGGACAAGUGGUUCUUGGAUUGGCUGGCCAUGUCGGUCUCGUCCUCGUCCAUGUGCGGCGGCGGGGAGACCGGGAUGAGGAUCGUGGUGUGGUUCCGGAGGGACCUCAGGGUAGAGGACAACCCGGCGCUAGCGGCGGCGGCACGCGCCGGAGGGGAGGUGGUGCCGGCGUACGUGUGGUCGCCGGAGGAGGACGGCCCUUUCCAUCCGGGGCGCGUGUCCCGGUGGUGGAUCAGCCAGAGCCUGCAGCACCUGGACGCCUCGCUCCGCCGGCUAGGGGCAGGAAAGCUCGUCACGCGGAGGUCGACCGACGCCGUCGUCGCGCUGCUCCAGCUGGUCCGCGACACCGGCGCCACGCACGUCUACUUCAAUCAUCUCUACGACCCGAUCUCGCUGGUCAGGGACCACCGGCUGAAGGAGAUGCUGGCGGCUGAGGGCAUCGUCGUGCAAUCUUUCAAUGCGGAUCUGCUGUAUGAGCCAUGGGAAGUUGUUGACGAUGAAGGGCAGCCAUUCACCAUGUUUGCCCCGUUCUGGAACAGGUGCCUCAGCAUGCCGUACGAUCCCCCGGCACCACUUCUGCCCCCGAAGAAGAUCAAUUCAGGUAACUUAUCAAUGUGCCCAUCGGAUGAUCUGAUCUUUGAGGAUGAAUCAGAGAGGGGAAGCAACGCCCUUCUGGCCCGAGCAUGGACACCAGGAUGGCAGAACGCAGACAAGGCGCUAACGGCCUUCCUCAACGGUCCUCUGGCUGACUAUUCAGUGAACCGCAAGAAGGCUGAUAGCGCGAGCACAUCCCUACUUUCACCUCACCUCCAUUUUGGUGAGCUUAGCGUGCGCAAGGUCUUCCACCUAGUUCGUAUGAAGCAGCUUGUGUGGAGCAACGAGGGCAACCACGCUGCUGAGGAGAGCUGCACCCUGUUCCUGCGUUCCAUUGGCCUGCGGGAGUACUCCCGCUAUCUGAGCUUCAACCAUCCAAGCAGCCAUGAGAGGCCCCUCUUGGCACACCUCAGGUUUUUCCCCUGGGUGGUCGAUGAGUGGCACUUCAAGCUUUGGAGGCAGGGAAGGACUGGGUACCCGCUUGUUGAUGCUGGCAUGAGGGAACUGUGGGCGACAGGGUGGUUGCAUGACCGGAUACGUGUGGUGGUGUCAAGCUUCUUUGUCAAGGUCCUUCAACUUCCAUGGCGAUGGGGUAUGAAAUACUUCUGGGACACUUUACUGGAUGCUGAUCUUGAGAGCGAUGCACUGGGCUGGCAGUACAUCACUGGCUCUCUUCCUGAUGGGCGAGAGCUUGACCGCAUUGACAACCCUCAGUUUGAAGGCUACAAGUUUGACCCGCAUGGGGAGUAUGUGCGACGGUGGAUUCCGGAGCUUGCAAGGCUGCCGACAGAAUGGAUACAUCACCCAUGGGAUGCACCUGUUUCCGUGCUACAAGCUGCAGGAAUUGAGUUGGGCUCCAACUAUCCUCUCCCCAUAGUUGAGCUAGACGCAGCCAAAGCCAGGCUGCAAGAAGCCCUGUCAGAAAUGUGGCAGCUGGAGGCCGCAUCAAGGGCCACAAUGAGCAAUGGAAUGGAGGAAGGCCUCGGCGACUCCUCGGAGGUUCCACCGAUUGAGUUUCCUCAAGAAUUACAGAUGGAAGUCGAUCGGCAGCCAGCCCAGGCAAUGGCCAAUGUGCCGAUGACUGCUCGGAGGCGUCAGGAUCAGAUGGUGCCUACCAUGACGUCUUCACUGAACAGAGCUGAAACAGAGGUUUCUGCCGACCUGGGGAACAGUGAGGACACUAGAGCACAGGUCCCGUUUCAUGCACAUUUCGAACCUCGAGUCGAGAGGCAUGAUGCAAUCCAAAAUGCAGAAGGCCCUGCUCCUAGAAUCAACGGAGUUCACCAGAACAACAUCUUUCAGCAACCUCAGCAUCAUAGGCGAGAAGCUGUUGCGCCAUCCGUGUCGGAGGCUUCGAGUAGCUGGACCGGGAGAGAAGGCGCUGUAGUCCCAGUUUGGUCACCUCCUGCAGCAUCAGGCCAUUCAGAAACUUUUGCUGCUGACGAAGCUGACGUUUCUAGUAGGAGUUAUUUGGAUAGGCAUCCGCAGUCGCACCGGUUGAUGAACUGGAGUCAGCUAUCCCAGUCAUUGUGAGUUUGGAUGCACCGUAACCCAUUGUUCUCAGACAACAGGCUGGGAAGUGGAAAACUCCGUGCAGCCAAACCUAAUCGGUUAGGGUUUCCUGAAGACGGAUUUCAAUGUAAAUUGUCCACUCUGUUGCUCAUCUAUAUAUAGUCUGAUGGGCACGCGAACCAGGCAGCUCGUUCCUGUAUGUGAUAAUAGUCGUGUAAAUCUAAUCCGCUAGAACUUGUGUGAUCGAUAUAGGGUACUUAAAAAAAGUCACUAUUACUGAUCAGACAAUGAAGGUUUUCUGUAAUUUUGACCCCUUUUUUGGAGGUGUGCUAUGCAUGUAAAUGUACAUUCCCUUGUGUGUCUCUGUUGAUCAUUGGCGAUCUUUGGUUACUA